UCGUCAAUCAAAUCAAAACAUAACCUCGAAAAAGUUGGGCAAGGGAGAAAAACAAAAAAAGAUUUUUUUGUCUUUUAAGAUUUAUGUUAGUGAUUUUAAUCAACAUAAGCACAUAACACGUUUAUAGAAGAUGGAUUAUCUACGCAGUGUCUGGGGUUAUGUGCUGAAUUGCUUUAAUUGCCAGGAAAAUCAAUUGAUUCAGGGAAGUGAACCAAAUGAGAGAUCCCACUUGCUGAUUGAUCCAGUGAGCAAUAGCCCAGCUUUGCGACCCAUGGCGGAUGAUUUUACGCAGGAAUAUCCGAGCUCUCUGCCGAAAAAAGAUGAACAAACAGUCUUGAGUAGAAUAGUCCAGGAAACAGCUUCAAAUAUAAUUGAUGUCGCUGCCAUGGAUAUGCACAAUUUGGAGCCUCAGGAAUACUCAGACAGGGUGAAGAUUUAUGCGCAACGUCUAUCGCAGCAGUGGAGCAAUAUUAAUCAUCCCCGGACGGGACCACGGGGGCUACUACAGGAUAUUCCCAAUCCCGAAGAGGUUCUCUCAUCCACCCCGAUCAGUGCUGCAGACUUUCACUUGAUGAGGAGCACUGCUCAGGCAGCAAAUGCAGCAGUUUUGGAGAUUGAAGUGGAACACACAGAGGAUCUCAUUGUGCCUUUCCGUAUCACAUAAACGACAGCCCCCUCUUAUCACUCUGUGGAUAAUUUUUAUUUUUAUCAUUAUACCCUUUCUGCCCCCUCUAAUAUAUAGAUAAAAUUCCCAUGCCAUGAUGUGGUGAAACUUCCCUGAUGUAAGAAAGAAAGCAAGUUGAUAAAGUGUCGUGGGAGAGAAAUUCCACAAAAUAUUUUCUGUUAAAUAAAGGAUAUUUUUAUUGAACGAACAUAA
This is a messenger RNA of Lutzomyia longipalpis, 877 nucleotides long. It is a transcript of the gene Lamtor1, whose product is annotated as ragulator complex protein LAMTOR1. Gene Ontology annotation, cellular component: Ragulator complex; membrane raft; lysosome. The transcript is spliced from 4 exons. The record is from RefSeq and is a predicted model, not a curated record. Gene Ontology annotation, biological process: lysosome organization; positive regulation of MAPK cascade; endosomal transport. Gene Ontology annotation, molecular function: molecular adaptor activity; guanyl-nucleotide exchange factor activity. Bases 131 to 664 code for a protein of 177 amino acids. NCBI's taxonomy places the organism in Eukaryota, Metazoa, Arthropoda, Insecta, Diptera, Psychodidae.